Messenger RNA from Protopterus annectens (West African lungfish), 5481 nucleotides. RefSeq names its product death-inducer obliterator 1-like. The coding region runs from base 142 to 2997 and encodes 951 amino acids. The record is from RefSeq and is a predicted model, not a curated record. Lineage: Eukaryota; Metazoa; Chordata; Ceratodontiformes; Protopteridae. The transcript is spliced from 5 exons.
AGCCGAGGGAAUCUAGCCGCGAGUCGCGACCAUCUCGAUAUAGCGAAAUAACCAGAGGAUCGUGGUGUAAGAACGACACCUGGAAGUAGUAUAAUAAAAGCAACACAAAAGCUAAAGUGUUGUCUUGAAACUGUUGGAAUCAUGAACAUCACUUUCGUAUUUCUUCUUGCCACGUUGUUUUGCUUAGUUUCAGGUGUUUUCCCAAAGGCACUGAACAUUCUGGCUGGGGGAGACCCCGCAAAAGACAAAGAGGAGCAGACUGAUAAAGGACCCCCGAAAGACAAAGAGGAGCAGACUGAUGGAGGCCCCCUGAAAGACAAAGAGGGGCAGACUGAUGGAGGCCCCCCCGAAAGACAAAGAGGAGCAGACUGGUGGAGGCCCCCCGAAAGACCAAGCGGGGCAGACUGGUGGAGGCCCCCGAAAGACAGAGAGGGGCAGACUGAUAAAGGACCCCCGAAAGACAAAGAGGAGCAGACUGAUGAAGAACCCCCAAACGACAAAGAGGGGCAGACUGAUGGAGGCCCCCCGAAAGACAAAGAGGAGCAGACUGGUGGAGGCCCCCUGAAAGACAAAGAAGAGCAGACUGGUGGAGGCCCCCCGAAAGACAAAGAGGAGCAGACUGGUGGAGUACCCCCGAAAGACAAAGAGGGACAGACUGGUGGAGGCUCCCCGAAAGACCAAGAGGGGCAGACUGGUGGAGGCUCCCCGAAAGACCAAGAGGGGCAGACUGGUGGAGGCUCCCCGAAAGAGCAAGAGGGGCAGACUGGUGGAGGCUCCCCAAAAGAGCAAGAGGGGCAGACUGGUGGAGGCUCCCCGAAAGACCAAGAGGGGCAGACUGGUGGAGGCUCCCCGAAAGAGCAAGAGGGGCAGACUGGUGGAGGCUCCCCGAAAGAGCAAGAGGGGCAGACUGGUGGAGGCUCCCUGAAAGAGCAAGAGGGGAAGACUGGUGGAGGCUCCCCGAAAGAGCAAGAGGGGCAGACUGGUGGAGGCCCCCCGAAAGAGCAAGAGGGGCAGACUGGUGGAGGCCCCCCGAAAGAGCAAGAGGGGCAGACUGGUGGAGGCCCCCCGAAAGAGCAAGAGGGGCAGACUGGUGGAGGCCCCCCGAAAGACAGAGAGGGGCAGACUGGUGGAGGCCUCCCGAAAGACAGAGAGGGGCAGACUGGUGGAGGCCCCCCGAAAGACAGAGAGGGACAGACUGGUGGAGGCCCCCCGAAAGACGGAGAGUGGCAGACUGGUGGAGGCCCCCCGAAAGACGGAGAGUGGCAGACUGGUGGAGGCCCCCCGAAAGACAGAGAGUGGCAGACUGGUGGAGGCCCCGAAGACAGAGAGUGGCAGACUGGUGGAGGCCCCCGAAGACAGAGAGUGGCAGACUGGUGGAGGCCCCGAAAGACAGAGAGUGGCAGACUGGUGGAGGCCCCCCGAAAGACAGAGAGUGGCAGACUGGUGGAGGCCCCCCGAAAGACAGAGAGUGGCAGACUGGUGGAGGCCCCCCGAAAGACAGAGAGUGGCAGACUGGUGGAGGCCCCGAAGACAGAGAGUGGCAGACUGGUGGAGGCCCCAAAGACAGAGAGUGGCAGACUGGUGGAGGCCCCGAAGACAGAGAGUGGCAGACUGGUGGAGGCCCCGCGAAAGACAGAGAGUGGCAGACUGGUGGAGGCCCCCCGAAAGACAGAGAGUGGCAGACUGGUGGAGGCCCCCCGAAAGACAGAGAGUGGCAGACUGGUGGAGGCCCCCCGAAAGACAGAGAGUGGCAGACUGGUGGAGGCCCCAAAGACAGAGAGUGGCAGACUGGUGGAGGCCCCGGAAAGACAGAGAGUGGCAGACUGGUGGAGGCCCCGAAGACAGAGAGUGGCAGACUGGUGGAGGCCCCGAAGACAGAGAGUGGCAGACUGGUGGAGGCCCCGAAAGACAGAGAGUGGCAGACUGGUGGAGGCCCCGAAAGACAGAGAGUGGCAGACUGGUGGAGGCCCCGAAAGACAGAGAGUGGCAGACUGGUGGAGGCCCCCCGAAAGACAGAGAGUGGCAGACUGGUGGAGGCCCCCCGCAAGACAGAGAGCGGCAGACUGGUGGAGGCCCCGAAGACAGAGAGUGGCAGACUGGUGGAGGCCCCCCGAAAGACAGAGAGUGGCAGACUGGUGGAGGUCCCCGAAGACAGAGAGUGGCAGACUGGUGGAGGCCCCGAAAGACAGAGAGUGGCAGACUGGUGGAGGCGCCCCGAAAGACAGAGAGUGGCUGACUGGUGGAGGCCCCCCCAAAGACAGAGAGUGGCAGACUGGUGGAGGCCCCGAAAGACAGAGAGUGGCAGACUGGUGGAGGCCCCGAAAGACAGAGAGUGGCAGACUGGUGGAGGCCCCGAAAGACAGAGAGUGGCAGACUGGUGGAGACCCCCGAAAGACAGAGAGUGGCAGACUGGUGGAGGCCCCGAAGACAGAGAGUGGCAGACUGGUGGAGGCCCCGAAGACAGAGAGUGGCAGACUGGUGGAGGCCCCCGAAGACAGAGAGUGGCAGACUGGUGGAGGCCCCCCGAAAGACAGAGAGUGGCAGACUGGUGGAGGCCCCCCGAAAGACAGAGAGUGGCAGACUGGUGGAGGCCCCCCGAAAGACAGAGAGUGGCAGACUGGUGAAGAGAAUAUUGAGCUGGAAAAGUCUGAUAAAAGUUUGGAAGGAGAUGAUGGAGAGGAGGGUCUGAAUGAAAUAAACACAGAAGAUGAGGAUGGAUUAGACAAUGCAGGCACUAAUGAUAACCAAGAUGCAGACCCCAAAGAUAAACCAAGUGAUUCUGGAGAGAAAAAUUAUGUGUACAAAGCUGGCAAGGAGGAAGCAGAGAGCAGCCAUUUCUUUGCAUACCUUGUAGUGACUGCUGUCACAGUUGCUGCCCUUUAUAUUGCAUAUCAUAACAAGCGAAAAAUAAUUGCAUUCUUCCUAGAAGGAAGAAAAUCGAGCUUGGGCCAACACCCCAAAUCCAGUGACUAUCAACAACUUGAUCAGAAGGUGUGAGCGUAAAGUCUGCUGUUGAAAAAAAAUGAGGCCUGUUACCAGCAACAUGGAUGAAGUACUGGGAAUCGGUGACACAACUUUAAAAGUCAAGAUUAUAAAAAUAACAGGACUUGCACCAGACUUUAGAGGUUCAAGAGUUUAUUUUGUUGAAACUUACAACAUGAAGGUUGUUAAAACAUUUUAGCUUUCUGUCUCUCUGCUUUGACUUCACACCCUGCAGUACCACUUGCAGCAUGACCAAUGCCACUGCAGAAUGGCUGGCUUUGUGUGAGAUGAAUAAUUUGCACUUUCUGAACAUUGUACAGAAGGAAGUUCUAACCAGCUGUGAAGAUGUUGGGUAUCCCUGAAGUACAUCAUCGUGUGACUGUGAAAGUUCAGCAGGCAUGGGCCUAACCAAGAGUGUUUCCAGUGUACCAAAGUUUAUAUCCACCUUUUGAUAACAUUUUACAAAUUAAUAUGUUCAGUGAUGUCAGAUAUCUGAGAUUUUCUUUAUAUUUUCUUAUGUGUACUUUGCUCUAAACAAACACUUCAUUUGAUCAGUUCCUGCAUAAUUCAUUUGAGGGUAAUGUAAAAUCAAAGGGUUCAGUACAAUGGACUAUAUAACAUAUUGUCAAGAAUUUAGAUUUAAUUAAAAUUAUAUGCCUGAUCCAAAAAAAAGCCAACAGCAUUAAAUCCUAAUUCUAGCUUGGGCUCAAACUUUUAACAGAUUGCAGUCUUAGUGUCAAGGUGUCUCUUGACAUGUGGAGGUGGGGGUUAUGCCCUGCCCACACACUACUGUUUCUAAGUUGUUCUCAGUGUCAAGGUUGCAUGACUUUGGAGAUGCAUGCAUUACUUGUUUUCAUAUGAAUUUAAGUAUUUCCCUAAUAUGCAAAGGUAUGUGACCUCAAAGUGAGGGUAAUUAUGAUGGGUACAGUCUUUACUGAUGUUAGUGAUAGGUGCAGAGAUGGGUAAUAUGUUACCUGUUCGGCAUUCUGAUUUCAAAUAGCAUGUUGCUUCAAUAUUUCACAGAAGUUAGGAUUUUAUUCAGUACACUGUUUCCUUCUCUUUCUUUUGUGAAUUUGGUGAAGUUUGCUAUCUUUUCUUGUUAUAGUCUGUUCUUGUAUUCUUUGGUACUAGUAAAUGGGAUUUUAAUGGCCAUUGUAGUUUCACUGACUAGUAUACUUACAUAUAAGAAAACUGUGAUUUACUGUGUGUACUUUUGCUUUUGCCACAUGAAAACAAAAAAAAAAAAAAAAAAAAAAGAUCAGAGCUUAAGGAAACUAAAUUAUAUAAAAUAUAAGAAUAAAAAGCUGUUACUCUGUAGUCUUUUUUUCAAAUAUUCUGAUGGCCUGUGAUAUGUCCACUUGCUUAACAAAGAACAUGUUCUUUCACUCCAGUUAAUGAUAUUGAGCUAAGGAGUGGAGCACUAGUUCUCCUUGUUACAGUAUCGUGUAACAUGCAAAGCAUUAAGUGUUUUGUAAGUUUACAACCUGCUCUCCGUUUUUGCCACAGUGGUUGUAAUGAUUCACAGUUAGCCUGAACUUUGGUAUUAUUUUAGAGAUCAUGAGAAAUGAUGUCACACUGGCUCUGUUUCCUGAAUUAGCCAAACAUUUAUGUGUUCAGUGUAUUUGUGAUUUUUACUGAGAGUGCAUUACCUGCUGCCUGGUCACAACAAUGCAGUAAUGUUGCAGCUGACCAACUAAUACAGUUACUCAGAAGUGAACAAAAUAUAUUGCACUAGGCAGCCAUUAUAAUGUAAUUACCAUGCAGCAGUUUAACAUUUGUUUGUUUUUUUCUUCUUCUUUUGUUCUUGAGGCAUUGCCACCAUGUAGAUGCUUGGUCAGUUUUUAAUAAAUCAUUGUAGUUAUGUCAGACUAAAACUGGACCUGACUAUUCUUUGGUCAUGAAAAAUACUGUAAGCCUUCCUAAGCUCGCAUAGUAAAGGGAUCACUUGACCACUGAAGGCCAUGCAUAUCUAAAUAAUCACAAAUGUAGUUAAUUUAUUAGUUAUAACCAAUACAUACAAUCACAUACAUAUAUAUUUAUACCAGUGUGUCUCCUACUGUUGGUUGAAUGCGUUUUGUUAAGGCAGCAAUUGUCAGACUUAAAUAAGUCUUGUCCAAUCACUUCUCAUUUUGUUGAACCAUGUGUACGUGGUAGUGUGUAGCUGCAAAACAUUGGAGAAAUGGAGGUUUUUCCUUAUUCUUACUGUUAUGCGAUGACAGUAUAUUUAAAGAAACGGUGUGCAAGAAGGGGUUUGUCUCUUUCUUAUUUUUUUAUGUCCUCGUGAAAUGAGUUUCAUGUGUACACAUACGUAUUUCUCCCAUUUCAUUUACUGUACGUUUCUACAGAUGUAUUGUUUAUUUCUUCAGUUAGUGUUUGUUUUUGGACAUUUGCCUCUGGUGAUGAUGACUGGUUGGCUUUAGUGAUGAACCCCAACUGAUUUUCUUUAUCAGCUACAGCAGUUGCUUAUGGCAGACUGUCAUACUCUGCACCUAGUGUAGA